AAUAUAAAAUGUAUUAGUGAAAAACAAAAAAAAUAAAAGUGAAAUAAAGAGAUGAGAUAGAUUUCUUAUCAGUUUUUAUAACUUUCGUUACAGAUUCAAAAAUAACACACGGCCUACAAACAAAAUACAAUAACAAUUAUAUUUAAUUAACAAAUCAGCGAAAAAAAUGUAAACAAAGACAGGCAGACAACUACAGCCAAUCUACUACCCUCACGAGAUUUUGUUAAUAUGCCUGCUGAACAUUUAACUGCUAUUAUAAUAGACUGAAUUCAGUACAUUAAUAAACGUUAUACAAUAAAGAUUGAAAAAUUAAUCACUGCCUGUGCUGCGGGAUAAACGAACACGAUAUGAAUUUAACACAAAAUUUUGAACUAGUAUGGCCGAAAUUGAAUAGUUUCAAUGAGACUACAACGCUGCAGGAUGGCAAGGGAGAAAUGGAAAAAGUAUUGGCUAUGGUUGUCUUGGGAUUAGGCAGUUUUAUAUCAGGUAUUUUGCCAGCCUUUAUAUCUGAACGUAAUCGCCGAAGAUUUCCCUUGACCACUUCGCUCAUGUUGUGUUUUGGUGCGGGUAUAUUGUUGGCGACGGCGUUAAUUCAUAUAUUGCCAGAGGUUCGCAAACAAAUGAAUUCAAAUUGGGCUGAAAUUUCUCUAUGCGCUGGUUUCUUUGCUAUAUACUUUGUCGAUGAAUUUAUACACUAUUUCUUUGGCGAAGCUAUACAACAUUCUCAUGGACACGAUGAACCCCACAGUCAUAAUACAACACCACAAAAUACCACAUUAUCAAAUAAUCAUCGUCAUAAUUACGGUUCUUUACAUAAUUCUGAGUCAGCACCUUUAUUGAGUGCACAAAAUACAGAGGCGAACGGGGGAACCCAACAACAUAAUAAUCACGCUCAUCUGCAUGAACAUGGCAAUGGCAAUAAUCACAGUCAUGAGGAAAAUCAUCAUGAACAUGUUCAUUGUAAUGAUGAAAUAGUGGAAGAUGCUAAUGCCCGCAUUUGUCAUACUAGCCAUACAGAACCCUGUUCACAAUCAAUGACGGGAACAUUGGGGUUAUUUGUUGCUUUGUCACUGCAUUCAGCGAUUGAGGGUUUAGCUAUAGGCGUGCAAGAUUCUUCAACAAAGGUCUUGUUCCUUUUGGGAGCUGUUGCCUGUCAUAAAUUUGUUAUGGGUUUCUGUUUAGGUUUGGAAUUCCGUUCAAAUCCUCAAACUCCAAUGAAAUCACAAAUAAUCGGCAUAUCGGUUUUUGCUAUGGGUGCUAUAUGCGGUAUUGGUUUAGGCAUGAUCAUAGUUGAUGUUCCCAGUUCCUGGUCAACGACAGCACUACCCGUCAUACAAGGUUUAGCAGGAGGAACUCUGCUGUAUGUAACAGUGUGCGAAGUGAUACCACGAGAAAAAGCGAGAUGGCAUUUGAAUUCUGAAAGGCGUUUAGCUGGUUUUGCGCAGUUCCUGGUAGUGGCUAUAGGUUUUUCUGCCAUGUGCAUAAUAAAUUUUUAUUUAGAUGAUGAUGCUUGAUGAAUGUUCCUAAACGCUGUAAUAAUUUAGGAUUAUUAGGUUAAUAUAUAGGAAAAUUUGUUAUUUGUUUUAAAAGAAAAAGGAGUAACUAAUAAAUUCUCAUAUUAUUUUUAUAUAAAAUAAAAACUAACAA
Molecule: messenger RNA, 1647 nt
Organism: Calliphora vicina (urban bluebottle blowfly)
Lineage: Eukaryota; Metazoa; Arthropoda; Insecta; Diptera; Calliphoridae
Gene: Zip88E
Product: Zinc/iron regulated transporter-related protein 88E
Exons: 5
Coding region: 348-1514 (388 amino acids)
Biological process (GO): zinc ion transmembrane transport
Cellular component (GO): plasma membrane
Molecular function (GO): zinc ion transmembrane transporter activity
Source: RefSeq, a predicted model, not a curated record